Molecule: messenger RNA, 15492 nt
Organism: Enhydra lutris kenyoni (northern sea otter)
Lineage: Eukaryota; Metazoa; Chordata; Mammalia; Carnivora; Mustelidae
Product: ATP binding cassette subfamily A member 13
Exons: 66
Coding region: 1-15492 (5163 amino acids)
Biological process (GO): lipid transport; transmembrane transport
Cellular component (GO): membrane; intracellular membrane-bounded organelle
Molecular function (GO): lipid carrier activity; ABC-type transporter activity; ATP hydrolysis activity
Source: RefSeq, a predicted model, not a curated record
AUGGGUCUGGAUGUGGUCCUUUCUCUUGCUGAAUUCUUUUGGCCAUGUAUCCUGUUCAUGAUUCUGACAGUGCUACGCUUUCAAGAACCUCCCAGACACAGAGACAACUGUUUUUUGCAAGCCCGGGACCUGCCCAGCCGAGGCGUCUUCCCCUUUGUGCAGGCCCUUCUCUGCAACACGGGCUCAGCCUGCAGGAACACGAGCUAUGUGGGCCCGAUGGAGCGCCAUUUGCGUUUGUCUAGGUUCCAGGCUGCGGAUGGCCGUCGCGAGAAAGUCAACGACCUGGCCUUCCUGGAAGAGAUACAGGACCUUGCCGAGGAAAUUUGUGAAAUCCUGGACAAGGCAAAAAUCCUACAGGAACUGUGGGCAGGAAGAUCCAAGGCUCCAGAUUCUUCUCCAAGCUCCAGUUUCUUAGCCAUGGAUCUCAAUAAGACCGAGGAGGUGAUCUCGAAACUGGAAAAGCUCCACCAGCAGCCCCACAUCUGGAAGUUUCUACUUCUUCUGCCAAGAUUGUACACAAACAACGUCCGCGUGGAAGACCGUCUCCGUGGCGGGGCACUCCUCCUGCAGGCGGCUUUGAAUUCCUUGACAGCUUUGGAAGAUUUAGACUGGCGGCCCCUCAACCACACUUUCUCCACGGUUUCUGAAAUCGUGCUGAACGUGACCAUUUCGACGCUGACAUUUCUGCAGGAGCACGGGAUGGCUGCCGCUGAGCCCCUAUACAACCUCUCCCUGCGGGAGCUGGUGUGGGACCCACAGAAGGUCCAGGCUGACCUCAAAUCCCGAUUUGGCUUCGAUGACCUUCACGCAGAACAAAUCCUGAAUUACUCCGCGGAAUUUCAGGAGAUUCCCACAAAGGCGGCUUUGGAGCGGAUGGUAUGUUCUGUCUUGUCCUGGACUUCCAAGGGCGAAGCUGUCACAGAGGGUCACCCCGCAGACUGUCCCCCGCGCUGGUCUGAGGCCACAGACUACCUGGUGCACGCGGUCAGCGGGCCGCGAGCGUCCAAGCAGGUGCUCCCUGGUGUUCUCCAGCAGGUGCUCGCCGGGGCCGCCCGCAGCCUGGAGGCUCUCCGAGGUCCGACUGUGGAGGGGCGGGAGCCACAGCAGGUGGUGAAGGUUCUGCAGGCUCUGCUUCCCCUCCUGAGUGACAGCUUGGUGGCAGAUGGCCCCGCCGGCAGCCACCCAUCUCCCAAGAUAGUGCUGUGUCUGCAGCAAUUGGAGAAUGUCCUUCGAGACCUGCCCCCGUGGCCCGCCCUGAAGAGACUGCUUCUGCUCCUCGGGGUGCUCAGGAACGCCGUAGCCCAGAAUUUGCGUUUUGUCCAAGCAGUGCUCACGUGCUCGGAGAGACCGGCUAACAGCUCCACACUGGGCGGACCCGAGCAAUUGCACCCAGAGAGGGACGCGUGGAAGCAGGUCUUGGUGAAGAAGGCUAUGGACAGGUGCCUAAAUGCCAGCUUGUCUGGGAAGGAGGCUCUCCGGUGUCGUGGGAACCCUGGUGCCUGCGAGCGCCUCCGGGCACUGGCGUGUCCCCAUGACACCACCAAGAGCAGCGUUUUCAACGAGCUACUACAGUCAGCGGAGGACUCAGAAGUGGAAGCGCAGCUGGAGGACCUGGGCCUUUCCUGCAGGCGGCUCUCCCGGUGGCUGGCAGCGGCCGCCUCACCCGGGGACCGCGACCUUGCCGGUGGCUGUAAGGACCAGCUUGCUGCAGCAGUGAUCUUUCGCACACUAGGAACAGUUCAGUCGUCCCUGGAGGAAACACCCGACUGGAAAGGCUUCACAGGAUUUAUCCGGAAGACUUGUGAACUGGUCCGUUCUGCGAACGUGCAAGGAAGCGUCCAGAACGGUCUGUCUGAUUUCUCUGAGGAAUCUCCUUGUUAUGAAGAAAACAUGGAUUGGGAAGCCAUCACUGAUAAUUAUUUCACAUUUUUGGGUAAUUUACUCAAGUCUCCAGCUGCUUCCAUCUCCAGAGUCUUGAAUUCCACAAAGGAACUUCUCAUGAUGGAAAAGAAGUUGCAUUCCCUCGAGGAUGAGGAAAUAAACUUUUUUUUAUCUUUUGUGAGAUUUUUGGAGGAAUUAUUGCCUGAUCCUUUCGACUCACCCAGCGUGCCCAAAUUCCAUGACCUCCCAUCUCUCAGUGAGACUCUUCUGAACACAAGCCAGUUGUGGGUCAACCAUUCAAGAAGUUUAGAGAGCGACACAUCUGCUAUUGCUACUCAGAAACUUUUGGAAUUUGGCAAAGUGGUGAUCGACAAAAUAGGGUCUCUUGAAAGUCUCUGGAUAAAGAACGAAUCAGAUAAUAUUUUGAGGUUCAUGGAAUUAGUACUUUUUGAAAUUGAUCCCAAGCUCCUGGAAUUGUGGAUGUAUGGCAUUUCAAAAGAAGAAAGAGUCAGGCUGGAAACUGUGUCUACACUUCUUAAUUUUUCAGUCACAGAAGAUGAGAGGGUUCUUACCAAGAGCCUUAACUUUUCCCAGUUGUUCCAGUCAGACUGGCCACGAUUGCCAGCUAUGGAAAUGGACUUUGUACAUUUGAGUGAAACUGUGAUAAGCAGUCUCUAUGAGCUCGGAUUUCUGAAGGAAGGACAAGUAUUUGAAGCUCUAGACACAGUCUACGCUAUAAGGAAUGCGUCUGAACUUUUCUCAGCCCUUUCUGAGCCCGAAAGACGAGCCGUGGACACGGUCUUGACUAAGAUAUAUCUAGACAUCUUCCAGGACAACGAUUCAGCUUUGCUUCUGAAGAUUUAUGCUUCAUGUUUUGAAUGUAUUUAUAAACUCUUGAGCAUUCCAAGUACAGAGGCUUUGCUAUCUUUCCUUGCACAAACCUCAGAGCGCAUCUUGGAUAUCAUAAAGCAAUUUGAUUUUCAAAACAUCGGUAAAGCAUUUGAAUUUUUGUAUGUGACAACAGGAGUUCUUGAGGGACUUUCUGAGGGAUCUCAUUGUCAGCAGUUGCUUUCAAUUUUUAACUACUUGGAGCUUCAGGCCCAAUCCCUGAUGUCUACUGAGGGCCCAGAACUGGAAGUGAUCCCUGCUACAUUGACAGGCCUCAAACAGCUGUUCUUGGUAGACAAAGAUUUCCGUAUUUCCUUCUUUCAAUACAUGAGCCAACUCUUCAACGAAUCAGUCAAAGCCCCAUUGGGCAAUGAAUGCUUUGCCUUGGAUAAUAAGAACAUCUCUUCUGUGAAUUACUCAAAAGAUAGAGGGUCUUCAUUUAUUCUUCCAUGGACACAAAUUCUUUCCAACCUCUCAGCGGAUGGCAGGACGUUCAAUGAGUUCAUGGCUGUUCACUGUACGGUCUCAUGGCUUCAGAUGUGGACUGAAAUCUGGGGAGGCGUAUCUCUUCUCUUCCAGCUUGACAUGAAUGUUUUCACUCCUCUCCAUGUUGGUCUCACUCAGCUUCUGGAUGAAUUGGAAAGUGAUGUGAGAAUUUCUGAAAGCUGCCAGGGAAUGUUUCCCACCCAUCGCCCUGCCAGACUCCUAUUGGAUUUGUUUAAAAAUGUAACUCAAGCUGAUGGCUUUCACGAUUGGGAUGAUUUUUUGACUCUCAGAGACCUCUGGGUAGUAUUGGGUGAUGCAUUAGUUGGGGUAAAGUCACUUAGCCCCGAGCAGGUAAGGAAAGCCCUUUUUACCAUGGAAACUGCCCUGCAUCAGCUAAACACAUUUCCGUUAAACACAAAUGCAAGCAGAGAGUUUUUCUAUUCUCUGCUUGACGUUUUCGUGGAAUUGAGCAACACCUCAGCAUACAUCGACAGAAACGUACAACUGAUAAAUCACUUUCUUACAAAUAACAUUACAAAUUAUGGAGUGCGGCGUGACAGUGUCCUCACUGAGCUAAGAGAAGCAAUGUUAUUGCUUCUAAAUGUGUCACAUGACCAAGAUUUAUUGUCCUGUGCCGGGAUUUUCCAAAAUGUUACCGAGUUUAUUUUGGAAGAUGGUUUAUACGUAAAUACGUCACAGAAGACAUUACGUAUUCUGGCCAUGUUAAAUUCCACAUUUUCCUCCGAGGACACGAUUAGCAAACUGAAGGGAUGCGUCACAUGGAUAGACAUCACGAACCACCUGUACGUGAUGUACAACUCCAGUGUUGCACACGACUACCUUCAGGGUAACCGGAGGAGUUUCAGAGACGUGGGAGACAAAAUUAAUUCUACACUGAAACUUGCUGCUUGGAUUCUCGGUAUGAAGGGACCUCACUGCACACUGAAUAAGUCAGAUACAAAUUGUGUGAAUAUUGUAUUGAAAAAUGUAACCGACUUUCUGAAUGUCAUACUCACCGAAGUCUUUGAAAGGGAAAAGGUACCCAAAUUUGAGAUCUUGCUAACCCUUUUCAAUAAUUCCACAAACCAAGUAAGGAUGGUUAUCAACAACCUGACGAGAGACUUUGAUUUUGUAUCUCAAUCCAACUGGACGCGUCUUACUGAAUUAAUUCUAAGACCCCUAGAGUUGUCAGAUGACAUACCUAGCCAGUUUACAAAUCUUUGGUUGCAUUUAGUAGCUCUGGGGAAGGAAAUUCAGAAACUUAUGAAAGGUAUUUCCACUCACCUCCGAGAAAAUGACUUCUCUUCUACAUCUGAAAAGUAUCUAAACCUAUUUGCUACCAGUUCAAAAGAAAAGGAUGUCAACAGUUUAGGCCAUUCCUUUUAUCAUCUAGCCAGCUACCUUCUCUUCAACCUGUCUCAUGAUCUCCAAAAUCCACCACCAGUAAUGCCCCACAAAAUCAUGAAUGCUGUAGGUCUUGCCAUCCAACUGAUUCGGGAUGUGUUCAACUCCCUGGUGCCCUCAGUUCUUCACAAUAUUCCACAAGAUCUGGGUGAUAUUCAAGUUUUCAAGAAGGUAGCGUCUCUCCUGCGCACUCUCAAGAAGACAGACAUAGACCUGUUGGUCGACCAACUUGAGCAAAUGAGCGAAAGCCUAACGGAUUUCUUUAAGAAUAUCAGUAGCUUAGGUACCCACAAUCUGGGGGCCAACCUGCUUGUAGGCUUGGUGGAAAAAUUUGUAGACAGCUCACAUUCUUGGAAUGUCAAUCAUCUGCUGAAGUUCUCACGCUUGUUCCCUAAGGAUGAUGUGAAUGUCGUGAUAGACGUGUACUACAUGCUUCCCCAUGCUGUAAGGCUCCUGCAGAGGGGAGUUGAUAAAAACAUCACAGAACUCCUCAAGGAUGUCUAUAACUUCACGCUCCUUCAUGGCAUAAGCAUUUCCAAUGUCACCAAGGAAGACUUUGCUAACAUGAUAAAAACUCUUUUGGACACAAUUGAAUUAAUAGCGGAGAAACCAGGAAUUCUUUCCGAGGCUUUCACUUGCCUUCCUGUGGUUUGGUGCUGGAAUCACACAACUUCUGGGUUUCAGCAGAAUCCAAAGUUAGAAGGCUGUAAAUCCCAUGAGCUCAUGCCAUCUUCCUUUUAUACCAAAGUGGCCAGCCUGCUCGACUACCUCCACGUCUCUCUCCCAGGUGAAGGUUUACAAUGUUUGGACAAAGGUUCACAGAAGGAGAUUACGAGGAAGAUGGUCUGUGUAAUUCGUGAACUAGUGGACUGGAAUUCCAUUCUUCUGGAGCUUUCCGAAGUCUUCCAUGUUAAAAUUUCGCUUGUGAAAACCAUGCAGGAAUUUUGGCAUAAAGUGUUACCAUUUGUCCCGUCUUUUGAAAAUCAAAGCAAUGGUAGCAUCUCUGAACUUUGUCCCAGUGGCCCCAUAAGGCAAAUUGUUUCGCAAAUCAUAGCAAAAUUAAAAAAUGUUAACUUUACAAAAAUUCCAUCAGAUGAACACAUUCUUGAUACACUAGCUAGUUUAAGCAAGAUCCUUAACCUUAGUGAAGGCACAGAGGCAUCUGUUCGAAAUAAGAUUUCCUUGAAUUUUGAAAAGAUCAUGAAGUUGCCUUCUGGGGAUCAGCACCUAGAAAAGAGCCCCCAUUCUCUAGAACCUCCAUCUGAGACAUUUCUCGAUGUGAACCUGACAGGCAGUAGUUUAGAAGCACCAUCAAGUUUUACUAAAAAAAGAGAAAAAACUUUCCACUCUUCUUACUUUGAGGAUCUAGGGAUGGAGCUUGAAGAAAUCAUGGCCAAUCUAAGCCACAACUUUCCUAUCAAACCCCAGCUUUCUGAAAUUAUCAGAGAAAUUCAGAUGCUUAAUUCAGAGACUCUUCAAAAUGUAACUUUGCAACUUGCCCAUUUUUUCGAAAGCCUGGGCUCAUCGUCAUUGAGGAUAUCAGAAGUCGUUGAAGAUUUUCUGUUGGUCGUAAAAACCUGGCUUCGUAAAUGGGCAAAGGAAGAUGAUUCUGGAAUGAUUCAAACAUUAUUUCUUCUUAUGGCCAAUGAGAGCUCAACUGAUGAUCUAGCUUUGUUGACCAACAAAGAUAUUGCUACCUUUUGGGGGCUUCUUAAAACCAUUUCUAGGGAAGGUAAUUCUGAUGUUGCCCAUCUUAUGCAACUGCUAAGCCAAGAACAGCUGACUAAUUUCUCACUUGUUCAAUUCCUUUUUGAAAGUUUCCUAAUUAAUUCAAUCAGUAAUUUAACUGGGAGGUCUCCAGAGGCAGCCUCAAAUUCAAGUGAUAGUGACCUUCACAUAAUGAAUUUUGUUAAGCUCACCUUGAACCGGACACAGUCAGAAAAUGGUGAGAAAAUAAUCCUUCCUCCGAGAAGCGUAGUGGAUUUCAUGGAACAGGUUUUGAAAACAUUCUUCUCAUUUUUGCUAGAGGAAAAUUCUGAGAACAGAAUAUCUCUUCUGCUAAAGGCCUUCCACAAAGACAUCAUUGCAGAGUUGAGUUUUGUCCCAAGGGAUAAAAUCCUAGAAAUUCUGACACUGGAUCAAUUUCUUACUGCCUCAAAAGAAGACAGACUGAUGAGCAUUUUCUCAAGUUUAAAGGAGACUCUAAAUCAUCUAGUCAAAAGUUCAUUUAUUUUAGACAAUGGACAAUUUCAUUUCGAUCAUCAUCGAGGACUGAAGUUCAUGAGAGAUUUAUUUAAUGCUCUUCUAAGGGAAACCCCAGGGAAAAAUAAGACUGAAAAUAAUUCGGAGUUUCUUGCGGCCGUGAGUCAGUUGCUUUUCCACACGAACAGCUCUGAGGAUCUCCUCCAUCUCAGUCACAAUCUUAGGUCAUCUCUCCAGCUUGUGAGAGAAAGUUCUACAGAGAUAGCACGUCUCCUGGACGUGCUUGUACACUCUCCUCACGAGGGUUUCCGUGACUUGUAUCCUACACUCCGAGAAGUUAUACUUUCCAAUCUAACUAGUUUGCUUUCCUUCAUAAAUAAUUCAUUCCCUCUAAGAAACAGGGCAACAUUAGACAUUACCAAGAGAUUGCUUGGUGUUAUCUCAAGAGCUGGUGGAGAAAGUGAUGCCCCAGAACCUCUCUUGGAGAUGUCUGAUACCCUGACCAUGCUGGUGAGGGACACUGCUGAGAUGAGAGACCUUGCCACCUCGGUGACCUCCGCUGUGGAGCUUCUCGGGCUAGCCACAAGAGUUGCCCGGAAGGUGGCCACCAUAUUUGAAACUCAUUCCAUCCCCAAUACCACUGAUGCUAUGAAAUUCUUUGACAGUCUCUAUACUGUUUUGCGACAAAGUGUUCGAAAUGUUGUGAGAAAAAUAGGUACUUUGAAGAAUGUAGACCAUUUCACAUCAGAAAAUAGAAGCAACUUGUUGACACCAUUUCUUGACUUGGCUUUUGGGAUGAUUGGGGUCAAACCUAAUAUUUUGCAAGACUCUGAUGUUAACAUGUCUGCAAGCACAUUCUCAUAUAUGAACCAGUCCAAGGACUUUUCUGAUAUUUUGAAAGAAAUCACUGAAUUUUUAACUUCUCUGAAAAGCAGUUUGGGAGACAUGGAGCAUCUUGUGGUAGCUUUUAAUAAUGGGACCCAAAUAUUUGCGAUGGAUUCACUCAGCGUAUGGGAAGAAGUUUUGGAUUGCUUAGUUCCUAUAAAUAAUAUCAUCAACCAGAUAGACUUCUUACAUCCUAAUCCACUUCCCAAUGAUAGUUACCCUCAAGAUACAACGUGGGAAAGAACCCAGGAAGUGAUCCUGUUUUUGGAUGAAAUGCUAUCACAAGACAUCAUCGGAAUUGGGACUUAUUUAAGAAGGAUGAUUGAUCUCACCUUGGAAGCUCUUUGGAGUGACUUAGAGAAGGAUGACUGGCAUGUCUCUAAUCUGUGGCUGGCAUUUGCUCAGCAUCCAGAUAACCUUUUGAAAGCCAUAGAAACAGCUGGGGAGGUCUCCGGUGGAAGAGGUGGCCCAAGUGGACCUUUGUUUUCCAACAUGUCUCUGAUUCAGAAUGUAACUCAUCAACAGCUUAAAGAAGCAGUCCAGAUCGUGUUAAAGAGAAUGGCUCUCUUGAGGAAGGAACUUCCCCUAGAUAACUCUCAGUGGAUAAAUGCCACGAGAACUUUGUUCCAGCCCAUUUUUGAGAGUCUUGUUCAUGUAGCCACUGGGAAGAAGAUCACAUUGGAAAAAGGAGAGAGGACCAAAAAGGUGGUGGCUGGUUUUCCUUCCAUCCUUCAGCUGUCAUCAAAUUUCGAGCAAUUCCUGAAGGGAUUAAUCGCUUUGAUUGAGUACUGGCAAGAGGUCCCAUUGAUGGACCAAAGCGUGGAAAUGUGUCAAAUUUUCCAGCAGCUUCAGAACCCCCCGGAAGCCAUCGUGAUCCUGCAGAAAGUGGCGGUGCUGGCUCUCCGUGUGUUCAGCAUCUUUGCAGAAAACCCUUCCUUGGCCAAGGACAUGCUGUGUGCUGCUCUGAGUUGCAAACAGGGUGGGCCGCAGCGGCUGAUCAUACCUGCUCUCCAGGGGGCCGCCCUGAUGCAUGACCACUACCAGGAAAUGCAGAAGAUGUGGUCCUCACCCCCUCAGCUCAAUUGUGAAGGUCUCAGCAGGAAUCUUUCUAGCUCCUUGGAAAGCCUCAGGAGCAGCCUGGAGCGCGCCACCGACCGGGACUGUGAAUGCCGGCCGCUGCUGGACUUGGCUCUGCAGCGUGUGCGCACGUUGGCCCAAAGCCUCGAGAAGACCUGGUUGUCCGGGAAUCCCAUGCUGACUCUUCUCAGCAAUUUCACAGUGACGGAGGAUGUAAAAGUCAAAGAUUUGGUGCAGAACAUCUCCAAGCUAACCCACGAGCUUCAGUCUUCCAUCCACAUCUCCAAAGAGACUAUCCACAGCCUUCUAGAAGCCAGCAUCUCCCGUUCACAGGUGCUCUCUGGGGCCCUCACGGUGGCCCUGUCCGAGAGGUGCGAUGCGGACACUCUCCGGUCGCUGCUGAAGCUUCCCGAGGCCCGAGGGUCCUGGGCUGCAGCGGAGGAACUGUGCAGCCUGCCCGGGCCCCACAUGUAUGCUCUGAUCGUGUCCAUGAGUCAGAACCUGAAUCUGCGCAAUGUCAUUUACAAAACUCUGAUGCCCUCGGAAGCCCACGACACACUCAGCUCCCUGUUGAAUGUGGUCUCCAGGCUCAACCACUUGCUUACCAAAGCCGGCCAUGUUCUGGAACACCUCCCCGAAUUUCUCCACGCGUAUAAGAUCACCACCUUGCUGGACAUGCCCGACUCCCAACAGGCUCCGCAGCGUGGCCCGUCCAGAAGUUCAGCCUUCGGUUCUUUCCAGAUCGUCAUGAAGAAGGUUUGCAAGGAUCAAGCAUCAUUCUUCAGUGGCUCUAACUCGUUCAUUAACUUGCCCAGAAUCAACGAGCUCCUGGGAGGGGACAAAGAAAAAUUCAACAUUCCUGAAGAUUCAACACCGUUUUGCUUGGACCUCUAUCAAGAAAUUUUGCAGUCUCCAAAUGGCGCUUUGGUGUGGUCCUUCCUAAAACCGAUAUUACAUGGAAAAAUAUUGUACACACCAAACACUCCAGAGAUUAAUGAGGUCAUUCAAAAGGCAAAUCAUACGUUCCGUUUCGUGGACAAGCUAAAGAUGUUAACAGGAGCGCUGCUGAAAAUGUCCAGCAUGUUUCAGAAUGGAGGAAAUGACCAGAUGCUCGACCAGCUGCAAGAAGCUCUGAGGAACAAGUUUAUAAGAAACUUUAUAGAGAGCCAACUGCACAUUGAUGUUGAUAAACUGACGGAAAAGCUCCAGACUUAUGGAGGGGAGCUGGACAAGAUGUUUGCCCACGGAGGUGCUGAACGCAUCCGAGUCCUCGGCCGCAUCUUGGUGAACCUCUCCUCCUGCGUGGUGCUGGACCGUUUCCAGGCACUGGAGUCUGUCGCCAGCCUGGAGGCGAAAGCCCGUGAGCUUAUGCAACAGAACAGCUUCUUGGCUAGUGUCAUAUUCAACACUUCCCUGGCAGACAGGAACUUGGGGGCCCCGUCCCUGCGGCUGGCACCCCACGUCACCUACACUAUCCGGACCAGCAUCUUAUACAGCAUGAGGACGGACUUAGUGAAAAACCCUUCCUGGAAGUUUCAUCCUCAGAGCCUACCAGCCGAUGGGUUCAAGUACAACUACAUCUUUGUCCCUUUGCAAGACAUGAUUGAGAGAGCCAUCAUCCUGGUGCAGACUGGGCAGGAGGACGUGGAACUGGCUGCGCAGACACAGGCCAUGCCGUACCCGUGCCACACCAGGGACCUAUUCUUGAACAACGUCGGCUUCUUCUUCCCUCUGAUAAUGAUGCUGACGUGGAUGGUGUCUGUGAGCAGCAUGGUCCGAAAGCUGGUUUACGAGCGAGAGAUUCAGAUAGAAGAGUACACGAGAAUGAUGGGCGUGCAUCCCACUGUCUUCUUCCUGGCCUGGUUCCUGGAGAACGUGGCUGUGUUAGCCUUGAGCAGCGUAGCACUGGCCAUCAUCCUCAAAGCGAGCGGCAUCUUCACGCACAGCAACGCCUGCAUCAUUUUCCUCUUUCUCCUGGAUUUCGGGGUGUCGGUCGUCAUGCUGAGUUACUUCCUGAGUGUGUUUUUCAGCCGAGCGAACACAGCUGCCCUCUGUACCAGCCUGGUGUACAUGAUCAGCUUUCUGCCCUACAUAGUGCUGUUGGUUCUCCAUAACCAGCUCAGUGUUGUCAUACAGACGUUUCUGUGCCUGCUCUCCACCACGGCCUUUGGACAAGGAGUGUUUUUCGUCACCUUCCUAGAAGGACAGGAAGCAGGGGUCCAGUGGAGUAACAUGUACCAGCCUCCGGAACCGUCGGGCAUGACGUUUGGCUGGGUUUGCUGGAUGAUGGCUGUCGAUUCAGGCCUUUAUUUCUUAUGUGGUUGGUACUUGAACAACUUGAUUCCCGGAAAUUUUGGCUUAAGGAAACCGUGGUAUUUUCCCUUUACUGCAUCAUACUGGAAGAAUUUGUGGGGUUUUGUGGCAAAAACACCGCAGGCGCCUGGUUCUGACCUGUCCUUCAUCAACGAGCACUUUGAUAACAAAGGGUCCGCGCUGCAGAACGGGGAGGGAAAGCCUGGAGGAGGCCCCCCGGGUGUCGCCCUGGUGUCCGUGACCAAGGAGUACGAGCCACACAAGGCAGCCGUGCGGGACCUGACCCUAACCUUCCACAGAGACCAGAUCACUGCCCUGCUGGGGACCAACGGCGCCGGGAAAACCACCGUCAUAUCUAUGCUGACGGGACUCUACGCUCCCACCUCUGGAACCAUCAUCAUCAAUGGCAGGAACCUGCAGACAGACUUGUCCUCCAUCAGAAAGGAGCUGGGCGUGUGUCCACAGCAGGGGGUCCUGUUCGACAACCUCACUGUCCGUGAGCACCUGCUGCUCUUUGCCUCUGUAAAGGCUCCACAGUGGACCUGGAAGGAGCUGAGUCAGCAAGUCAGUAGAACUCUCCAGGACGUGGAGUUAACGCAGCAUCAGCACAAACAGACCCGCGUCCUGUCUGGAGGCAUGAAGAGGAAGCUGUCCAUCGGCAUUGCCUUCAUUGGCACUUCGAGGACUGUGGUUCUGGACGAGCCGACCAGCGGGGUGGACCCUUGCUCGCGCCGUGGCAUCUGGGACAUUCUCCUCAAGUACCGUGAAGGUCGGACGAUCAUCUUCACAACCCACCACCUGGACGAGGCGGAGGCGCUCAGUGACCGCGUGGCCUUCUUGGAGCAGGGCCGGCUGCGCUGCUGUGCGCCCCCCUUCUGCCUGACUGAAGCCUAUGGCCAGGGGCUCAGCCUGACCCUCACCAAACAGCCUUCUGUUCUGGAGGCCAAUGACCCGAAGGAUAUCGCCCGAGCCACGUCUCUGAUCCAGACCUACAUCCCGCAAGCUUUCCUCAAAGACAGCAGUGGCGGGGAGCUGGUCUACGGCCUUCCCCAGGACGCGGACAGGGCCUGCUUCAAAGGGCUCUUCCAGGCCUUGGAGCAGAACCUGCACAGUCUGCGCGUGACGGGCUUCGGGAUCUCGGACACCACGCUGGAGGAGGCGCUCCCGGUUCUGCAGGCGCUCCCGGUUCCGCAGGGCGCUCCCGGUUCCGCACGCGCUCCCGGUUCCGCGCGCUCCCGGUUCCGCAGGCGCUCCCGGUUCCGCACGCGCUCCCGGUUCCGCACGCGCUCCCGGUUCCGCACGCGCUCCCGGUUCUGCAGGCGCUCGCACAGGCUGAGCGCGCCCACGGCCCGUUUGGCACAGUCAGAGGGGGUGCUGUUUACAGACACCACAGUGCAGGCCGGGUGCCGGCCGUCAUCCGCUGAACCUCAGCCACUGGUCGUCGCCACCCCUGCUCCGGAGGCCGUGCAGGUGUGGCUCUGGGGCUUGGAUAGUUGUCCUGGCUCAGAUGGCGCCUCGCUGCUCUCGCUGAUGUGGGCCCAGUCCUCGGAUCUGAACACACUGAAGCUGGGCUUGGGUUUCCAGCACCAGCUGAAUAGGGACCUCGAGCCGUUACUUAAACAGACUGCUCUGGGCGUCAUGGCACACCAUGGAAAAGACACGUCUGGUUCCAAGAAGCAGCCGGGGGCCGAGUUGGAGCCGCAGGACCAGAAGCCUCCAGAGCCUGCUCCUGGCUACUGUGAUGCCCCAGCAAGGACCCCGCCUGCGUGGGGCAGCCCGCGGCCUCUGGCUCAGGCCACCGCCCUCCUGGUUAAGCGGCUCCGCCACACACGCCGGUCCUGGAAAGGCGCCCUCUCCGACCUGCUGCUGCCCGUCCUCUUCGUGGCCUUGGCCAUGGCCUUGUUCAUGGUGAGGCCUCUGGCCAUCGACUACCCUCCCCUCAAACUGACACCAGGCCAUUACGACAGGGCUGAAGCUUCUUUUUUCAGCCGUGGGAGCGGGAGCGAGGGCCAGGAUCUCACCCACGUGCUUCUGCGGAAGUUUGGAGAUCAGGAUCCACUCUGUGCUGAUUUGAACCCAAACCUGAGGAACUCUUCAUGCUGGCGCGUGGAUCCCCCGUCUCAGGCCCGAAAGCCCGACUCCUGCGGCUGCCUGAAGUGUCCAAACACAAGCACUGGGGCUCCCUACCUGACCAACCGCCAGGGGCACACUUUGCUGGACCUGUCAGCCUUCCACCUGGAGGAGUACUUGCUGGUGCCGUCGGAGAGACCCAGGCUUGGGGGCUGGUCUUUCGGGGUGCAGAUCCCUGAUCAAGGUCAAGAUGCAAAUCCAAAUACAUCGCAGCCGGACACUCUGGCGAAGGUGUGGUACAAUCAGAAGGGCUUCCAUUCCCUACCUUCCUACUUGAAUCAUCUGAACAACCUGAUACUGUGGAGACACUUACCACCCAACCGGGACUGGAGACAAUACGGAAUAACGCUGUACAGCCAGCCGUACGGAGGGGCCUUGCUGAACGAGGACAAGAUCCUGGAGAGCAUCCGCCAGUGUGGCGUGGCACUCUGCAUCGUGCUGGGGUUCUCCAUCCUGUCUGCGUCCAUCGGGAGCUCCGUGGUGAGGGACAGGGUGAUCGGAGCCAAGAGGCUGCAGCACCUCAGCGGCCUGGGCUACAGGACGUACUGGCUCACCAACUUCCUGUAUGACAUGGUCUUCUACUUGGUUUCUGUGAGCCUGUGUGUCACCAUCAUCGUCGCCUUCCAGUUAACAGCGUUUACUUUCCGCGAGAACUUGGCAGCCACGGCCCUCCUGCUGGUGCUUUUCGGAUACGCAACUCUCCCGUGGAUGUAUCUGAUGUCCCGGAUCUUCCCCAGUUCGGAUGUGGCUUUUAUCUCCUACGUGUCCCUGAACUUCAUCUUCGGGCUCUGCACCAUGCUGAUGACCACCACGCCCCGGCUGCUGGCCAUCGUCUCCAAGGCUCAGAAUUUACAGAACAUCUAUGACGUCCUCAAGUGGGUCUUCACCAUUUUCCCUCAGUUCUGCCUGGGGCAGGGACUCAUAGAACUCUGUUACAAUCAGAUCAAGUAUGACCUGACCCACAACUUCGGCAUCGAUUCCUACAUGAGCCCCUUUGAGAUGAACUUCCUGGGCUGGAUCUUCGUACAGCUGGCCUUGCAAGGCACGGUGCUUCUCCUCCUGAGGAUUGUGCUGCACUGGGACCUUCUGCAGCGGCCAUGGGGUCAGUCUGUUAUUCAAGGCACAGUCACAUCUUCCAAGGACAUAGACGUGGAAAAAGAGCAAAUAAGAGUGUUGAAAGGAAGAACUAGUGAAGACCUUCUCGUGCUAUACAACCUUAGUAAAAGCUACGGAAGCUUCUUCAAGAGGACCACUGCUGUGCAAGAUAUUAGUUUGGGCAUACGGAGAGGAGAGUGCUUUGGGCUCCUGGGGCCCAACGGGGCCGGGAAGAGCACCACAUUCAAGAUGCUGAACGGGGACACCCCUCCGACCUCAGGACGUGCCGUCGCCAGGACUCCCACAGGAGAGGUCGUGGAUCUGGCUUCAGCGGGUGCCGCCGGCGUUCGCAUUGGCUACUGUCCGCAGCAGGAUGCCCUGGACGAGCUCCUCACCGGCUGGGAACACCUUCAGUAUUACUGCUGCCUCCGGGGGAUUCCCAAGCUGAGCAUCCCUCAUGUAGCCAGGGACCUUGUGAGGCGUCUACACUUGGAGGCCCACGUGGACAAACUGGUGGCCACCUACAGCGGGGGAACCAAGCGGAAGCUCUCUACAGCCUUGGCCCUGCUGGGCAAACCUGACCUGCUGCUGCUGGACGAGCCCAGCUCCGGGAUGGAUCCCUGCUCCAAGCGGCACCUGUGGAAUACGAUACUGCAAGAGGCCCGGGGAGGCUGUGCGGUGGUGCUGACCUCCCACAGCAUGGAGGAGUGUGAGGCUCUUUGCACGAGACUAGCCAUAAUGGUCAAGGGCAGCUUCAGGUGCCUCGGCUCCCCACAGCACCUUAAGGACAGGUUUGGUGAUGGGUAUUCAGUGAAGAUUUGGCUCGGUCAGGAAACAAAUCGGCACAACGUGAUUUCGGACUGCUUGAAGCUCCAUUUUCCAGGGAUCCAGUUUAAGGGGCAGCGCCUGAAUUUGUUGGAAUACCAUGUUCCGAAACAGUGGGAAUGCUUAGCAGACCUGUUCCACGUUCUAGAGAACAACAAGACCUUGCUGCAUAUCAAACGCUACUCCAUCAACCCAACCACUUUGGAACAGGUAUUUAUUAAUUUUGCUACUGAGCUACCGAAAUCUUCACCAUCUAGCGCGGCUGCCCCCACUGGCUCUUACCAGCCCCCUCACCUGCCUGUCUAA